AUGGCGGUGGCACCACCUGGGCAUGAGCCUGUUGACUAUGUCUACCCUACGGGAUUGAGACUUGCAUUACUGAUGAUCUCCAUCUUCAUUGGCAUGUUCCUGGUGGCCUUGGAUAAGCUCAUCAUUACAACAGCUAUACCCCAGAUCACCAACGACUUCCAUUCGUCGAACGAUAUUGGCUGUGUAAAGAAUACCUUCUUGGCUGCUGUAUUGCUGUUCGAGGUGGGCUCGGCCAUCUGUGGCUCGGCACCAAAUUCGGUCGCUUUUAUCAUUGGGCGCGCCAUUGCUGGGCUGGGAGCUGGAGGUGUCCAGUCUGGGGUUAUCGUGAUUAUCGUCUACGCUGUUCCGUUACAGAAACGACCUCUGUAUCAGGGUCUCUUUGGUGCAGUGUAUGGCAUUGCAUCAGUUAUCGGUCCAAUAGUCGGAGGCGCUUUCACAUCGAAUGUUACAUGGCGCUGGUGCUUCUAUCUGAACCUUCCAUUGGGUGGUGUGGUCCUGAUCUUUGUCUUCUUCCUCCUCCGCAUCCCGGACCGUCCCAACACCGCGGGUACACUAAAGGACAAGCUUCUCCAACUCAAUGUUGAAGGUCUAGUUGCUCUGGUUCCAGGCGUUGUGUGCCUGUGCUUAGCUCUACAGUGGGGUGGGUUCACCUACAGUUGGAGCAAUGGGCGGAUCAUUGCUCUACUUGUACUGGCAUUUGUGCUCCUGGUCGCAUUUGUUUUAAUCCAGAUCUGGAAGCCGGGGCGAGCCACAGUGCCACCGCGCAUCUUCGUCCAGCGAAGCAUCGGAAGUGCUUUCUUCGUUAGCUGUUGUCUCGGCGCGCAUCAGACGCUCUUGCUCUACUAUCUUCCCAUUUGGUUCCAGGCUAUCAAGGGCGACUCUGCUGUCCAAAGUGGAAUUCAUCUUCUACCCCAGGUCAUCGCCCUUGUGAUCGCGUCUAUCGUCACCGGAGUGCUCACAAGCCGCGUCGGCUACUACACCCCGUUUUUGAUAUUUAGCAUUUGCAUCGCGGCCAUUGGGGCUGGGUUACUCACAACUCUGCGAAUCGAAACGACGGUGGGACAGUGGAUUGGGUAUCAAAUACUCUACGGCUGGGGCUUCGGCGGCUGCAUCCAGGCACCUAAUCUAGCUGCUCAGACUGUCCUCCCGCGCGAUGAAGUGUCUAUUGGCGCGGCUCUUAUGCUUUUUGGCCAGACACUCUUCGGUGCCAUAUUUGUCUCGAUUGGCCAAAACGUAUUCGAUGGCCAACUUGCUAAGCGACUCGCCAGCAUUACAAACAUCACGCCUCAGCAAAUUGAAGAUGCGGGAGUUACCGGCUUGCUGAAGAUCAUCCCAGCCAACUAUUACGAUGCAGCUCUAGAGGCGUACAAUGAUUCCCUCCGUGUAUGCUUUCGAGUUGCGCUGAUCGUUGCUUGUCUCUGCAUCUUCGGUGGACUUGGCAUGGAGUGGCGUAAUGUGAAAGCGGAAGCAGACUCUUCGACGAAGCAUCACGAUAACAAACAAGAUGUUGAGGAUAGAUACGGCCAAGGAGCUUUCACUGAUAAAGAGCAGAAGAACAUUCCUCGUGAUUACUGA
Phaeoacremonium minimum UCRPA7 is the source of this 1575-nucleotide messenger RNA. RefSeq names its product putative mfs aflatoxin efflux protein. The transcript is spliced from 7 exons. The record is from RefSeq and is a predicted model, not a curated record. Lineage: Eukaryota; Fungi; Ascomycota; Sordariomycetes; Togniniales; Togniniaceae. Gene Ontology annotation, molecular function: transmembrane transporter activity. Bases 1 to 1575 code for a protein of 524 amino acids. Gene Ontology annotation, biological process: transmembrane transport.